AUGAUAAUUCUGCUCGUCCUGCCGGUGCGGCACCUUAUUUUUGAGAAGCAAAGCGAGCGAUGUAGCCCACAGUUAAAAGAUCUUCAGAGCCGUACUUGGAAAAAGAGCAAACUAAAGCAAGCCAAGGCGGCAGGAGCGCCGGGGCUGCAGCCCAUCUCGCAGCCCUGUUUACCGACAAGCGACAACGGGGUGAACGAACAUCGGUUCUGGCGGUCUCUGGAUGUGGAGCGCAUGGAGUUAUUGGAAGAAGCCAGGAAGAUGGAAAUGGCAAAGUUUCGCUACAUCCUUCCUGUUUAUGGCAUCUGUAAAGAGCCUGUUGGCUUGGUCAUGGAAUACAUGGAAACGGGGUCUCUGGAAAAGCUCCUGGCUUCUGAACCUCUGCCCUGGGAAUUGCGCUUCCGAAUCAUCCACGAGACAGCUGUGGGGAUGAACUUCCUGCACUGCAUGUCCCCUCCACUGCUCCACCUGGACCUCAAGCCUGCCAACAUCCUGCUUGAUGCCCACUACCACGUCAAGAUUUCUGACUUUGGACUUGCAAAGUGUAAUGGCUUGUCCCAUUCCCAUGACAUCAGCAUGGACGGCUUGUGUGGCACAAUUGCGUACCUUCCUCCAGAGCGCAUCAAAGAGAAAAACAGGUGUUUUGACACCAAACACGAUGUGUACAGCUUUUCCAUCGUGGUUUGGGGAGUUCUUACACAGAAGAAGCCUUUUGCAGAGGAAAACAACAUUUUACAUAUUAUGGUAAAAGUAGUUAAAGGCCACCGCCCAGAGCUACCUGCUGUUUCCAAAUCCAGACCUCAGUCAUGUAAUAACUUGAUCAAAUUGAUGCAAAAAUGUUGGCAAGAUGAUCCUGGUGAACGGCCAACAUUUCAAGAAAUCACUUCAGAAACAGAGGUCCUUUGUGAAAAACCAGAAGAUGAAACAAAAGAGAUCAUAACUCAGGACCUGGACACCAAGAAUUCCCCAGAGCAGCAGCCCCAGAGGAUGUCUGCAUUAUCCCAACCAAAACAGGAGCCUGCUCUACCAUCAGUUAAGGAUUACAGUCUGUCGGAGUUGUUGUCCCAGCUGGACUCGGGGAUUUCACAGACUAUGGAAGGCCAUGAGGAUCUCAGCCGCAGUUCUUCUGAGUCCAAACUUGCCUCUAGUGACAAGCGGCUCUCAGGAGUUUCAUCUGUAGAUUCAGCUUUUUCAUCCAGAGGCUCCCUUUCCCUUUCCUUUGAAAGGGAGAGUUCAGAUAUUGGUACUACAGACAUACAGAAGAGGAAGCUAACGGAGGCCAUUUUAUCAGGAGAUACCAGCAAGCUGAUGAAGAUCCUCCAGCCUCAAGAUGUUGAUAUUGUUUUAGAUGGGAACUCCAGUCUUUUGCACUUGGCUGUUGAAGCUGGUCAAGAAGAAUGUGUCAAAUGGCUCCUCCUGUACAAUGCUAACCCUAACCUCACCAACAAGAAAGGGUCCACCCCUCUUCACAUAGCCAUUGAGAAGAAAGUUAAAAGCAUUGUGGAGCUGAUUAUGGCUAGGAAAAUCAAUGUUAAUGCCAAAGAUGAGGAUCAGUGGACUGCUCUUCACUUUGCUGCCCAAAACGGGGAUGAUUUCAGCACCAAAAUGCUGCUUGAUAAGAAUGCAUCCUUAAACGAGGUAGAUUUUGAAGGCAGAGCCCCCAUCCACAUAGCCUGUCAGUAUGGUCAAGAGAAUAUCGUGCGUAUCCUGCUGAGAAGAGGUGUUAAUGUGAACGUCAAAGGAAAGGAUGACUGGGUACCACUGCACUAUGCUGCCUGGCAAGGUCAUCUCCCCAUUGUAAAGCUUCUAGCCAAACAGCGGGGUGCAAAUGUGAAUGUGCAGACCGUGGAUGGAAGGACCUCGCUACACUUGGCUGCUCAACGAGGACACUACCGUGUCGCUCGCCUUCUCAUAGACCUGGAGACAGAUGUCAACAUACGCAACGCACUCUUACAGACUGCUCUCCACAUAGCUGCUGAAACUGGCCACACAAGCACAUCGAGGCUGCUUCUGAAACAUGGUGCAGACAUCGAGGCAGCAACAGCAGAAGGAUACACUGCUCUGCACUUGGCAUCUCGCUGUGGCCAUUUAGCAACAACCAAGUUGCUGAUAGAUGAAAGGGCCAGUGUUCUAGCCCCAGGCCCUUUAAGUAGGACAGCGUUACAUCUUGCUGCAGAAAACGGGCACUCUGAAGUAGUAGAAGAACUUGUCAGUUCAGAAAAUAUCAAUGUUUCUGACAGUGAAGGGUUGACAGCUCUUCAUCUGGCUGCACGAGGAGGGCACACCAAAACAGUUGAGGUUCUUCUGAAGCACGGGGCAUGCACUGACAUGCAAAGACCCACGUGUCAGUCCCUGCUACGGGUUGCUCAGCAGAGCAGUAAUAGCUCUGUUACGGUGUUGAUAAGUGAGACUUAA
Molecule: messenger RNA, 2412 nt
Organism: Pterocles gutturalis (yellow-throated sandgrouse)
Lineage: Eukaryota; Metazoa; Chordata; Aves; Pterocliformes; Pteroclidae
Gene: RIPK4
Product: receptor-interacting serine-threonine kinase 4
Exons: 9
Coding region: 1-2412 (803 amino acids)
Biological process (GO): protein phosphorylation
Molecular function (GO): protein kinase activity; protein binding; ATP binding
Source: RefSeq, a predicted model, not a curated record